This is a messenger RNA of Solea solea (common sole), 7139 nucleotides long. RefSeq names its product catenin (cadherin-associated protein), delta 2b (gene ctnnd2b). Gene Ontology annotation, cellular component: cytoplasm; plasma membrane; postsynaptic density. The coding region runs from base 354 to 4010 and encodes 1218 amino acids. Gene Ontology annotation, molecular function: cadherin binding. The transcript has 25 exons. The record is from RefSeq and is a predicted model, not a curated record. Lineage: Eukaryota; Metazoa; Chordata; Actinopteri; Pleuronectiformes; Soleidae. Gene Ontology annotation, biological process: cell-cell adhesion; cell-cell junction assembly; dendritic spine morphogenesis.
CCGGCCGCUCCUUCCCUCCUCGCUUCCUCCCCACAGCUGGCUGCCUUUUCUCUCUCUCUCUCUCUCUCUCUCUCUCUCUCUCUCUCUCUCUCUCUCUCACUCUCACUCUCUAUGAUGCUGUCUUGUAUUUUCUCUCUCUCUCCCUCACACACACACACGCGCGCACACACACCGGAGCAAACACUUCGUUGGGCGGAAUGACUGACUACCUGUUUUGCAUGGUCUAAAUUUCGGGAGGAAUUUGGCUCGUCGGAAAGGAGAGAGGGAGUCAGUCCAGAGGGAGAGGGGAGAAAAAGAAGAAGGAGGUUCUCCAUCCUCCUCUCCUCCCGCGAGGGAAUUUAUUUCACAGAGAUAUGCCAGUGCCUGAGGUGGCGUCUGACACUGCCUGCGCUGCCGCCAUGUUGAGCCCUGUCCUCAAUGCCUCCAACGGAGACGGCUCCGAGUCCGAAACCACAUCCGCGAUCCUCGCUUCAGUCAAAGAACAGGAGUUGCAGUUUGAACGUCUGACCAGGGAACUGGAAGCCGAACGACAGAUUGUUGCCAGUCAGCUGGAGAGAUGCAAGCUUGGCUCUGAGACAGGAAGCAUGACGAGCAUCAGUUCAACAGAUGAAAAAUUCCGCUGGAACAACCAAGAUGGACAGAAGGACAUAGAAGAGGAGUUGACAACAGGCCUGGAGCUGGUGGAUUCCUGCAUUCGAUCACUUCAGGAGUCAGGCAUCUUGGACUCACAGGACACUUCGGCAGGAGACAGACAAGGACUCCUGUCGCAAAGUGCUCUACAGCUCAACAACCAGGAUGCCUAUGCGGGAGCUGGUUACCAUAGUAACCAAGGCCUCAUACUCGGGGAGUCGGUGACAGGUCGCAGUGGGCAAGUUGGAGGAGCAGUUCACAGCUACAACCAGGUGACAUCCAGCCGUGCAGCUGCCCAGUUAGCGGCGACAGACUCUCCGUCGCAGUCCCAGAGAGACUCAUUUGCCCAGCAGGCUCAUGGCAGCGCCUUCCACAUGCCCAGUGACGGUGGACCUGCACCUGUUGGACCAUCCAUGUACUACUCCUGUGCCACGUUACCUGCUCAGCGUGUCAGCUCCCCUUUGCAGGCAGUGGGAUCGCCCACUAAGCUGCAGCGCCUGGCUUCAGCCUCCUCUGAUAUGCCCAGCUACGCCACGCUACAGAGAGUGUCGUCGCCCAAACAGUCACCGAGCCGACUCGCCAAGUCCUACAGCACGUCAUCGCCCAUCAACAUGGUCGCGUCGGGCGGCUCCUCCUCGCCGCUCCCCAUGGCGGCGUCGCCGGGAGGGAACCACGGGUCGUCGCCGCUGCACCAGCUCAGCUCGGCGGUGGGAAGCUACGCCACGCUGUCGCCCAAACGCAUGCUGCACCACAUCGGAGCCGAGACGUACAAGAUCUCCCACGAGCUUUACGCCAACGCAACCCUGCAGAGGCCUGGGAGCCUGGGCGGUAGAGGCUCCAGAGGUUCCUACAGCAGCCAGCUCAGUCACCUGGGCGCUGAGCUGCGGCCUCUGCAGUCUCCUGAGCACCACAUCGACCCCAUCUAUGAAGACAGAGUCUACACCAAACCUGGCCUUAGAGGACAAGCCCCACCCUCCCCCGGUGUAGAUCCAAUCCCCUUGCAGCGAACGGGAAGCCAGAGCGCCACCGCAACCUUCCAGAGAGGCAGCUUCGCAACAGGAGGCGGUGCUUCUGACUUCGCCAACCCGUAUCGCACCCUGCAGUUCUGCCCAUCCACCGAGUCUCCGUACAGCAAGUCUGGCCCCGCCCUCCCUCCUGAACCCGCCCUGGGCCGGUCCCCCUCUGUGGACAGCAUCCAGAAGGAUCCAAGGUACGAUCCCGAAUUCCUUGUGUGGAAUCAAAAUCAAGCCGAGCAAAGAAUGACAAAGGAGUUCGGCUGGAGGGAUCCCGAGCUGCCAGAGGUGAUCCAGAUGUUGCAGCAUCAGUUCCCGUCAGUCCAGUCCAAUGCCGCUGCCUACCUCCAGCACCUCUGCUUUGGAGACAACAAGAUCAAAUCAGAGAUCCGGCGGCAGGGCGGCAUCCAGCUGCUGGUGGACCUGUUGGACCACCGGAUGACCGACGUCCACCGCAGUGCCUGCGGAGCGCUGAGGAACCUGGUGUACGGCAAAGCCAACGACGACAACAAGAUCGCCCUGAAGAACUGCGGAGGCAUUCCCGCUCUGGUCCGACUGCUCCGGAAAACCACAGAUGUGGAGAUCAGAGAGCUGCUCACAGGUGUCUUGUGGAACCUGUCGUCGUGCGACGCCCUGAAGAUGCCCAUCAUCCAGGAUGCUCUGGCCGUGUUGACCAACGCUGUCAUCAUCCCUCACUCGGGCUGGGACACGUCCCCGCACACGCAGGAGGACCGCAAACUGCAACUGCACUCGUCCCAGGUCCUUCGCAACGCCACAGGUUGUCUGCGGAAUGUGAGCUCGGCAGGAGAAGAGGCUCGCAGGAGGAUGAGGGAGUGUGAAGGCCUGACAGACGCUCUGCUCUAUGUUAUCCAGACGGCUCUGGGGAGCAGUGAGAUCGACAGCAAGACCGUAGAGAACUGCGUGUGCAUCCUGAGGAACUUGUCGUACCGUCUGGCUGCAGAGACAUCGCACAGCCAGCAGGGGGGGUCGGAGGAGCUGGAUGGUCUGUUGUGUGACACUGGUGGGAAGGACGGCGAGAGUUCCGGAUGCUGGGGCAAGAAGAAGAAGAAAAAGAAAGGACAUGACCAGUGGGACGGUGUCGGCCCAUUUCCAGAUUUGGCGGAGCCCCCGAAAGGCAUCCAGAUGUUAUGGCAUCCCACUAUUGUCAAGCCCUACCUCACACUGCUGUCUGAGUGCUCCAACCCAGACACCCUGGAGGGAGCAGCUGGGGCCCUGCAGAACUUGGCUGCUGGCAGCUGGAAGUGGUCAGUGUAUAUCCGGGCUGCAGUGCGUAAGGAGAAAGGCUUACCCAUCCUGGUGGAGUUGCUGAGGAUAGACAAUGAUCGGGUGGUGUGUGCCGUGGCCACCGCACUCAGAAACAUGGCUCUGGACAUCAGGAACAAGGAACUCAUCGGUAAAUACGCCAUGAGGGACCUGGUGCACCGUUUGCCCGGAGGCAGCAACAACAACAACACGACUGGCAGUGGGGGAGGAAGUGCAGGAGGCGCCAACAACAAUGGCAGCCUGAUGGGGAAGACCAUGUCGGACGACACCAUCACAGCUAUCUGCUGCGCAUUGCACGAGGUCAUCACUAAGAACAUGGAGAACACCAAGGCUCUGAGGGACGCUGGCGGCAUCGAGAAGCUCAUCGGCAUCGCCCGCAGCAAAGGAGACAAAAUUCCCAGACAUAGUCCCAAAGUGGUGAAAGCAGCGUCUCAGGUCCUGAACAGCAUGUGGCAGUACAGAGACCUGCGCAGCCUCUACAAGAAGGAUGGAUACUCUCAGUACCAUUUCAUCGGCUCUUCCUCCACGAUAGAGCGAGACAGGCAGCGACCUUACUCCUCCUCUCGCACUCCGUCUGUCUCCCCCGUACGGACCUCACCCAACAAUCGAUCAGCAAGUGCACCCGCUUCCCCCAGGGACAUGAUGCCGAUGAAUGAGAGGAAGGCAGACUAUGAGUCGACUGGCAAUUCCAGUUACCAUAGCAACAAGGGCGAGCACACGUCCCGCAAGGACGCCAUGACAACUCAAAUCUCUGGUGGCUCUUCAACACUACACAGAGGAGCAUACGUGUCUCCUACUGAUGACCGAAAGUAUAAUCAGGUCUCCUGUCAAGGUCUGCCGUCAGAGCCUUACCCUCCUUUCCAAAACCCUCCGCCGGUCGACACCGGCAACUACGAGGACCAGGCCUUCUACGAGAACCAGGUUCACGUGGGGGGGCGCCCCCCGCAGGGCGACCUCAACAUGCACCUGCAGGGCCUCAAGUCUACCGGCAACUACGUGGACUUCUACUCGGCCGCACGGCCCUACAGUGAGCUCAACUACGAGACCAGCCACUACCCAGCUUCACCAGACUCCUGGGUGUGAGAGGAGACAAAGGAGAGGAGGAGACGAGGAGGAGACGGAGGGAUGGACAGUGAAUGAGUAGGUGGAGGAGAGAAGACAAAAAGGACAGUCCCUUCCUCCCCGUCCUCCCCUGCUGUUCCUGAGUAGCAUCGUAUCGUAGGCAGCAGGAGGGCAGAGGAGGAGGAUGGAGCACAAGAAAUGAGACGUGAGGAGAAAAUCUAAGACAUUGCCGUCUUCUUCUUCCUCUUCUUCUUUUCUUUUUUUACAUGGAGGAGUGAGGACGAGGACCAGAGGCAAACGGAGGAGCGGCCACGCAUGUGCAUGCACACACCACCAACAACAAAUCAACAGACAGACUUUUUCUCUGGAGAAAGACCUUCAUGCACCUGAAAAAGCCUCUGGAUACAGAAGGUUUAAAAAAAAGAAAAGAGACGGGAAAGUGAUAGACGAAGACACGAAGGGGACACCAGUGUGAACGGAGAACGAAGAAGGACAAUGAAAGUGGACUCAGGGGACGCAAGGUUUUGGGGAUAGUGCGAGAGAGAGAGAGAGAGAGAGAGAGACUCACCUGUAAAUAUGUCGUAUAGCUAAGUGGCUUUUAGUAACGUGAAGCACAAGAGGCAGAGCUGUAGGACGUGUAGGACAUGUUUGGUUUCUUCUGUGGCUUCAGCGUGGUGUUUCCUCCUCCGGGCAAAGAACAUUUCCGGACUUUGUCAUUUGUAAGAGAUUUUUGGUUUUUCCUCUCUUUUCUUUUCUUUACUUUUCUUUCUCCUUUUUUUCGUUUGUGUUUCUACUUUUUUAAUUCCGGUUGUAUAGUAAUCGAUGUACAUUGUACAUUUUAAACGGAGACUCAUUGUGUUUACUGUACAUUGCACUAUUUUCUGUGUCAUGUCGGGCCUUUUUUUUCCGCUCACCUGCUCACAUGCUGAACAUCACUUUGUCGAAAACGCACCGCAAACACACGGACGAAACACUGGAUAAAUGCCGCUCCUGGUGCAGCAGGUGUUGGUGCUUCUUUUACUGUCCUGCUGAUAGUUUUUACAGAACGCGACGUAGCAUCGCUGCCAAAAUAUUGUUAUUUUUUUUAUUUUUACCUGCCUACAUCAACGCCACAAAUACAAGUUUUGUUUCCCUUCUUCACGUGAACUGUGUAUAUAACCGUGCCAAACAAGGGUUCAUUCCCGCCUCAGCUAUAAGGAGGAGAAAUGCGAGGAGGCGGAGUUAGUGUCGGGGUGCGUUCAAGGGUCCAAGUUCAGCUGAACAUCCUCACGGUUCCAACAAUGCCAGUUUGUAAAUGCUUUGGUUUUUCUAAGCUGUGUUUUACUGGGAUUAAAAAAACAAAAAAGUUUCUCACUGCACCUGGACGAGGGAGGACAAACUUUAAAAAUGAUUACAAAAAUAUUUAAAAAACAACAAAAAAAAUUAUGACCACGGGGGGGACUGUGACCAGGGUGGAACCUCGCUUCCUCCAAAGUUGUACAAAACUAGUUGAUUUUCUGUGUUGUAAAAUAAUCCAUGUUAAAAAAAAACAAAAAAAACACUUUUCUGAGAGAUGGUCAGCAGUUGUAACUUCAUGGUAGACUAAACUGUUAAUAGAGUCUGGAUAUAUAUUAUAUAAAUAUAAAUAUAUACUUUUUAUGUGCAGAUGUGGAUGUCACUUAUAGCAGCAACGUUAUGGUUAAAAAGACUUGUUUAAAAGAGAAACACACACACACAAAAAAAAAAUAAUAAUAAUAAUAAUAAAGAAAUAAAGAAACAGCAACAUGUAGAGAUUUUCGUUCACAGUUUUUUUUGAUUUUCCGGUCAAACACACUGACGUUUGUCGACUUUUGUGUCGUAAUGUUGUUGCUCUGUGGAGUAGAGUAGACGCAGGGAGCAGCGUUGUCACGGAAACAAGUCAAGUCACAUGGCUUUGGACUUGAGUCAGACUUCAUUUGACGACUUUAAGACUUGAAAUCAGUAACGGCUUCAUCCAAACGACUGUUUUCAGUCAAAAACUGGGUUUUUUCCUUAUCAGCAGAAAUCUGCACUAACGCACAUAUAUCACAGGAUCGUCUACGUACACAUUUACUCUCCCCUUCGCAGUUGUUUUAAGACGUUCCGCUAACGAGAGCUGGAUUCAGAAUAUGGAUUUUUUUUGUGCGAUUCCUUUCUUAAUUUAAAAAGGUCCGAUAACGAUUCAUGAAUUCCUGAGAUCGCUCAUUUAAAGACAAACUGCCCUGCAUGUUUGAGAUGUUGCUCUUCCUCCAUCACACCUGAUUCAAACAAGUCGGUCGUUAUGAAGCUUUGAUGACGAGCAUUUGAAUCAGGUGUGUUAGAGGAAGGGAAACGUUUAAAACAUGCACAGGGACUUUAAAUACACGCAAGAUUUGUGCAGAGGACCUUGACCGAGAUCCGUGUUCGCAAGUUUGUUCAUUACUUUGUCACCGAAAUACGCCCGAAAUACGUCCGAUGUCCACUCAGGAGGACAGUGUAGUCGUCCAUUGUCGCCGCAAAACAACAACAACAAAAGAAUCACUGUAGGCUUCUUCUGCGCCCUCUGCUGGACAAGUAGGUGAUUACUUCAAACUGUCUGAUGCGUUCCCGGUCUGUAUGUUUUGAACUUUUAACAGGUUUUUAAGGUUAUAAUCAGCCUCAAAUGAGACCACACUUCUAGAGUCUCUUUAUUUGAAAAUACUUUUUUUGAGGUAAAACGCACAAUUUGAAUUCCAUAAACCAAGAAAAUUAAAUUUUUGUUAAAUCUUCUUUUCUUUCUUUUAUUUCUGUGACAGAAUUAAGACUAAAUUGUUAAUAAUCUGCCAAAAUCCGAGGAACGACUGGACUGUAUCCACAAAGCUGGUUUUAAAAGUGUAAUAGUUAAUAAAUAAUAAGCAUCUGGAAAGUGACAACGUCAUGUAUGUGCUUGUGAUCCUUAGGCACAGAGAAACCUGACUGUAUGAAGAUAAAACAUUGGUAAAUGUUUUUGUUUUCCUUUGUUUUUGUUUUGUUGCUAGAUCAAACGUGUUUAAAAAAAGAAAAGAAGAGAGAAUUGUGAAUCUUUUUAUUGCCUCAAACAGAUUACAACUGCUCCAAAAAAAUAUAAACGGACCAUCAAAGGAAAUCUGAUUUCAUGAUAUUGUUUGUUCUCUUUAAAAAUUUAUUUGGACGCUG